Molecule: messenger RNA, 903 nt
Organism: Notodromas monacha
Lineage: Eukaryota; Metazoa; Arthropoda; Ostracoda; Podocopida; Cyprididae
Source: the annotation of a GenBank genome assembly
AUGCGUGGCUUUUUCAGCUAUUGCAGUGCUGUGGAAGUGGCUGGUGGAAGACAAAUGGAUGGAAUUUGGCACCCAAACCUAGAUAAUGCUGCCAUCAUGGUUGCCUAUUGUUGGGAGGUGCUCCAAGGUUCUUUUCUGGUUCUGGAUGAUCUCGUGGAUCAGGGUCAAAGUCGGCGGAAACAACCAUGUUGGUACUGUUUGCCAGAAGUUGGUACACGAGCUAUUUGGGACUCUGACAUCAUGUAUACUGCGAUAUAUCAUCAUCUGAAGCGGAUCCUGCCAUGGUACAAAUUUCAAGAGGUGUAUGACUUGCUGCAGUUGGCACAUGUCAAGACAUUUGCUGGAGGUUGGAUGGACACUUUAGGUGAACAGGACGCCAUCAAGAAUGUUGGAGUGCAAAGAAAAAUUGCAAUACUCAAGUCGGCUUACUAUACCAUUAUUUUGCCUGUGGUGUCAGGUGCAAUGAUUGCAGGUGCCAGCAAGGUUAAGGUGAGUGAAUACAUCAGACAAUGUUGUAUAGACAUGGGACAACUCUUCCAAGAUCAAGAUGACUAUUUGGACUGUUAUGCCUCAAAGGAGAAGAUGGGCAAAGAAGGAUUGGACUUGGAGACUGGAAAAUGCACAAUUCUCAUAUGGUUGGCGCUCAAAAAUGGCUCUUUUGACCAGGUAGCCUCAUUGAAGAAGCAUUAUGGGAAGGCAAACCCAGGAAGUGUGGAAAUUGUGCGCAAAAUUUAUGAUGACCUAGGAAUCAAGCAGUACCUCGAAGAUCACAUAGAAAAUGGGUAUAAGCAGUGUGUGAAAAAACUGAAACCAACAGCUGACAACGACCUACAAGCUGUUGCUGCUGUGUUGGCCAAAUAUUCAGCAGUUAUGCUGAAGCAUUACACAUCCAAAAAACCUUGA